CCAAGGGGCCAAACAAGCGCGAGCAGCAUCGGUGGAGUUAGGUAACGUGAUUAGGAUAACGUUACUCGCAUUUCAUGUUGAUUAAACUUAUCUUAGUAAUAUCGCUUUUAUAUAUAGCAAUUUCAUUUGAUUAAUCAAAUGGCAGGCAAGAAGAAAGAAGCGAGUCUUCAGGCGUCUGUCACAAACCAAGAGCAGUGGGAGGAGGUGCUUGCAACCAAAGGUUUGACAGUUGUAGAUGUGUACCAACAGUGGUGCGGCCCAUGUCGAGCAGUGGUUAGUCUCCUACGCAAAAUAAAGAAUGAACUGGCUGAUGACCUGUUACAUUUUGCCACAGCCGAGGCAGACAGCAUUGAUGCUUUGGAGAGGUAUCGAGGGAAAUGCGAGCCCACCUUCCUUUUCUAUGGGGGUGGGGAGCUGGUGGCUGUGCUGCGAGGGGCCAACGCUCCUCUCCUUCAGAGGAUAAUUGUGGAGGAACUAGCCAAGGAGAAGUUGGUCCUGGAGCAAGGUGGUGAACGCAAAGCGGUUAAAGAUGAUUGUCUGGUGGAUGAUGAGAAGAGAGAUGAGGAUAAGAUGUCUCAGCAGUCAGAAAACGAAGAAAGCAUAAUUGUUCCUGCCAGUAAAUCCUACACCAUUGCCAUCAUCAAACCAGAUGCCGUUGCUCACGGCAAGGCAAAUGAGCUCAUUAUGAAGAUUCAAGAUGCUGGGUUCGAGAUCCUGGCCCAAGAAGAACGCACGCUGACUGAGGUUGAGGCUCGAGAUUUUUACCAGCACAAAGCAGAAGAGGCUUGUUUUGAGGACUUGGUGCAGUUUAUGUCCAGUGGUCCGUCCCAUAUUCUGGUACUCUCUCAGGUUGAGGGCUCAGAUAACGUUGUACCAACAUGGCGUGAGUUCAUUGGCCCAGCAGACAUAGAGGAAGCCAGGAGAGAAAAACCGCAAAGGCUUAAGUCUGGGAAAGCAAAUGAACAGCGCAUUCUCGCCUGCUCCGUCAGACACACCCAAACAUUAUGCUUCUCUCUGGUUGAGCACCAGCCGAGCAACCAUCUGCUCUCCUCUCCUUUCUCCCCCCUGGCUUCCUGCAGCUUGCGGGCACAAUACGGCACACAGACACUGUUCAACGCAGUGCACGGUAGUGAGGACAUCGACCAGGCCAGCAGGGAGCUCGCCUUCUUUUUCCCCAACUUUAGGACGGCCUCAGCAACGGAGCAGGAUGGGGAGGAAGAGCGUGUGGAGAGGACACUGGCUCUUAUCCGGCCUGACGUUGCCAGAGAAAACAGAGAGGAGAUCUUGGCUCAAAUCCACAAGUCAGGCUUCACCGUGGCUCUCCAAAAAGAGGUGAUGUUGACAGAGGAACAGGUCAGACAGUUUUACUUCCAACACGUUGAGGAGGACUACUUCCCUCUAUUGCUCCGAAGCAUGACCAGUGGGCCGGUGCUAGCUUUGGCUCUGGCCGGAGCGGGGGCUGUCCAUAUCUGGAAGAACAUCCUUGGUCCUUCUGACGUUAAUAGAGCCAAAGAGGAGAGUCCUGACUGUCUAAGGGCCCAGUUUGCUGUGGAGAACGAGCCCAUCAACCAGCUGCAUGGAAGUGAAAGCCACGAAGAGGCAGAACGAGAGAUCAGCUUCUUCUUCCCCAAACAGCAAACACUGGCAGUGAUCAAACCUGAUGCCAUGGAGGAACACAAAGAGAAGAUUUUGGAGGAGAUCAGUGGCAGCGGUUUCUCUGUGACGCAGCUGAAGGAGACGGUGCUGUCGAGGGAGAUGGCUGAGGAGUUUUACAGAGAGCACAGAGAGAAGCCUUUCUUCAAGCAACUGGUGGAAUUCAUGUGUCAGGGGCCCUGUAUGAUGCUCAUACUGACCAAGGAAAAUGCAGUGGAGGAGUGGAGGGCCAUAAUGGGCCCCGCGGACCCUGACCAAGCUAAGGCGACAUCCCCAAACUCUCUCAGGGCUCGCUUUGCCUCCGACAUCCUCCACAACUCAGUACACGGCUCCUCAAAUGAGCAGCAAGCUGAGGAGAAAAUCCAUUUUAUCUUCGGAGACAUCUGCUCUGACACAGAGCUCACCGGUGAUGGAGAGACUAACACAACCGUUUCAGCAAAAGGUCAAGACAAUUCUGCUGAUGAAAACACAGGAAUGUCAAGAUCUUCAACUGAAGAAACAUCUGAAGGUGACCCACAUAAUUGAAUCAUUGCAGCCCACAGACAGAAGGAAGUGACGAUCCAGAGCACUCCAAUGGAAUCAGCACACCGCCUAGUUUUUCUUGUAAUGUGGGACUUAUUCUGUAACAUUAUGGCACACAUAA
Cottoperca gobio is the source of this 2296-nucleotide messenger RNA. RefSeq names its product thioredoxin domain-containing protein 3 homolog. The transcript is spliced from 17 exons. Bases 139 to 2178 code for a protein of 679 amino acids. The record is from RefSeq and is a predicted model, not a curated record. Gene Ontology annotation, biological process: UTP biosynthetic process; GTP biosynthetic process; CTP biosynthetic process. NCBI's taxonomy places the organism in Eukaryota, Metazoa, Chordata, Actinopteri, Perciformes, Bovichtidae. Gene Ontology annotation, molecular function: nucleoside diphosphate kinase activity.